Molecule: messenger RNA, 2463 nt
Organism: Paramecium tetraurelia
Lineage: Eukaryota; Ciliophora; Oligohymenophorea; Peniculida; Parameciidae
Exons: 6
Cellular component (GO): plasma membrane
Molecular function (GO): calcium-activated cation channel activity
Source: RefSeq, a predicted model, not a curated record
AUGAAAUACAACAGUUAAACUAAUCCUCCUUCGAAUUUCCAACACUUUAUGGGAGUUGCUCCUAACUAGUUCAGUUCUAAUAUCAAAGGUUAGACAUUGAAUUCACAAUAACAGAAUCAGCAUGAUUAAUCAAGGGUCUCAUAAAUGCCAGUUUCCAAGAUUGAAGAGGUGAAUUACUAACAAUCCCAUGAAGUUAAUCAUAGUCAUAUUGAUCUCCAAUAACACUCCUCUAAGGCCUAACAUUAUCAUCCUCUUACUAUGCCAUGCAAUUGGGAUUUGGCAAGAAAGCAUGCUUAAUCAAGAAGGACAGCUUUAGAGAAAAAGAAGGACUUUAAUAAAACUACAAAUGUUGAAACAUGUCCUUGUUGUGGUUUUGAAGUAGAGAGAGAUGAAAUCCCAUAUUGUUCAAACCCGAUGGCAUUGUCAUUUCUAGGUUCUGGAUUCACAUUGUUUUACAAUUAUCUCAAAUAUUGCAUAAUAAUCUUGUUCAUAACUUUGGUCACUAAACAGAUUUAUAACCUCUAUACCAGUUACGAGGGCUCAUAUUGCAGUCAUGUUAAAAAAGAAAAAAUAGAAGGACAUGUCGUAGAAUUACCAAAUUGUUCAGAAUCAUUGUUCUUGAGAUUAUCUUUAGCUAAUAAAUUGGAUAAUCGCGAAGCUUUAGAGCAUGUGUAAAUUUUAAACUUUAUUAACUUAUUUAUUGUUAUGUUAGUCCUCAUCUAUUUUAGAAAAAGCCAGCGAUAGAUAGAUACAACUAUAGAUGAAGAACUCUUAACACCUGCUGAUUAUACAGUUUGCGUCAAGAAUAUUCCUUUAGGAUUAGGUUUGAAUUACAAAUGGGAAUUGAAACACAUGUUUGAGACUUGUGCAGUCAUAUCAGACACAAAUCCUAUAGUUGUGAAAAAGGUUGUUCUAGUUUAUGACAUUGAAGAAAUUAUUGAGAUGGAAAAGAAACUUGAUGAAUUAGUGGAGAGAAAGAAAGAUAUUAUAAAAGAAUACAAUUACAAUUUUAAUCAUCCAAAAGUCUUGGAAAUAGACUAAAAAAUAAAAGAAUUCGAGCAUAAAAUACAUUAGACAGAGAAAGAGUAUGAAAAAGAGAAUAAAAAAUUUGCUGGGAUUGCAUUCAUAUCAUUUGAGGAUGAAAAUAUGAAAAAUUUGGUGUUGCAAGAAAAUUAACAUACUUAGUUAGAGAGAAUGAAGUCAUAUUGGAAUAAGGGUAAAUUAGAAGGAUUGUCUGAGAAUGAUUUAUCAUGGCACGAUUAGAAAUUAUUUAUCGAAUAAGCUCCAGAACCAAAUGAAGUUGAUUGGGAAUUCAUUCAUGUUAAAACUGAAGAAAAGAUAAGUAAAAGAGUCAAGGCUUGGAUAAUUUACCUAUUAGUUGAAAGUGCAGCAUUUUAUUCAAUUUAUCUGAUAUCACAUAAAGUGGCUAAAUAUGGAGAUGAGGCAAGAGAAGAAGAAAUUAAAGGAAAACUGGAUCAUAAUACAAUGUUGAAAAUCAACAUUUUGUCUUUUAUCAUCUCUUUGAGCAUUGUUCUAUUUAAUAAAUUCGCAGUUGCUAAAAUAGUUCAUUACAUUGUAGAUGAUGAAAAGAUCUCAAGUAAAACCAAAUUUCAGAUAUCCUUUGUAUACAAGUAUGCUUUAGCAUUAUUUUUGAAUGCUGCCAUUAUUAGUUUUCUGGUGGAUAUUGUAAUUUUAAAGAAUGUGGAAGGAGCUGGAGGUUUCUUACAAAAUGAAAGCUAGAUUUUUAUUCUGAAUGCUGUGUUACCUCCAUUUAUAUGGUGUGUAGAUCCAUGGAGUCUGUGCAAAAACAUCUGGAGGUGGUACAUUGUAAGUAAGGGAGAUAAAGCCUUGUUAACCCAAUAAGAGGCAAAUACUUUAAUGGAGGAACCAGACUAUUUGUCAGCCAAAAGGUACUCAGAUAUUAUGAAAACAAUGUGGUUUACUUUUCUGUAUGGUACAGCCAUUCCUUUGGGUACAGUUUGCAGUGCUUUUGGAAUUCUAAUUUACUAUUAUGUUGACUAUUAUAACAUUUUAAGAAGGAGAACUGUGAAGGAAUCCAUCAGCAUUUAAUUAUCAACAGAGAUGAUUGAGAUGUUGGAAUACAUAAUAGUGUGGAGUGCCUUUGGAGAAAUGAUCAUGACUUAUGCAUUUUUCAAGGAGAUAAGUUCGAUUGAUGUUUUGUUGAUGGUGAUUGCUAUAAUCUAUGCUUCAUUACCGAUGGAAGACAUCUCAGAAUAUUUGUUCCCAGUGGUCAAUAAUGAAGAGAUUAAACCCUAUGAUGAGGGAUGUUUGGGUUUCGAUACAGACUAUGACAGAGAAAACCCAGUGACAAGACACAAAGCUAUUGAAGAAUGGAAUGAAAAACAAAAUAUGCUGAUAGAUUCAAACCACAAAAUUCAUAAGUACUAUCAAUAAUAAGAUCAAUUUGGGUAUAAUAAUGAUGCCCAUUAUGGUAGAAGAUGA